Symbiodinium necroappetens is the source of this 458-nucleotide messenger RNA. The record is from the annotation of a GenBank genome assembly. Lineage: Eukaryota; Dinophyceae; Suessiales; Symbiodiniaceae.
GACAAGUUGUUCGGUCUUGGUUCGAGCCUCCAGACGAUGAGACUGCUUGCUCCUGCAGCUGCUGGGCAGAGCUUGCGGCGCGUUGUCGGCGCAGCAUUUCAGAGUCCUGCUGGUCGCAGGUGGUCUUGAUGUUCGACGGACAUGUGAGAGGAGUACAGUUCGAUCGCUUCGGCGCGGUGUGGUUUCGCGGCGUUGAGCUCCUCCGAACGACCACUCCGGAGCCGUCUCCUUCAGGUAUCGAGUGGCAUGUGGAGCGGGAUAUAACCGACUUUCAGAUCCCUGGCUGGAGUUUUACAGUCAGCGGUUCCGUUCUUCACUGUUUUCUGGGCUUUGCGUUUCGAGGAAACCGGGGCGUGACACUGAUAUGCCUUUGUUCGGUGCAUCGGACGACUCAGGAGCCUCUUUCGCAGCGCUGGAGAGAUGACUCUGACUCUGGGCACUGCAGCUGUGCAUGUUGA